Ruditapes philippinarum (Manila clam) is the source of this 1572-nucleotide messenger RNA. Its product is annotated as DNA ligase 1-like. The record is from RefSeq and is a predicted model, not a curated record. The coding region runs from base 132 to 1115 and encodes 327 amino acids. The transcript is spliced from 5 exons. Gene Ontology annotation, molecular function: peptidase inhibitor activity. NCBI's taxonomy places the organism in Eukaryota, Metazoa, Mollusca, Bivalvia, Venerida, Veneridae. Gene Ontology annotation, cellular component: extracellular region.
AGUUGAUGGAUAAUUGAUAACAUUUGUGCGUGCAUGUUUGUUGAUCAUACGCGGGUAUAUAAACCAGGCUAAGCAUCCAUUCUUAACAAAGCCUGUUUUACCUCCAAGAAAGAUUGAGAGAAAGUUCGAAAAUGAAGAUAGGAAUUUGGAUUUUUGCAUUGUUUGCUGCUGUUUUUGCAGAAGAGAAGCCGGGGUACUGCCCGUCCAUCAUAAGAGCUGUCACGACGGGAGUGUCACAGCAGGAAUGUGUCACGGACUUUCAUUGUAAUGGGACUGAUAAAUGUUGUGGCUCCAUGUGUACCACACCAGAGUGUGACAGUGUUGAAGUAAUGUGCGUUGUGAAUCCUUGCACGUUUUCCACGUGCUCAAACAUUCCGGAAGCUGAGUGCUUCUCAAAUCUAUGCUCCAAUUCUUGCGAACCCCUUUGGCUGACUAACAAGCGUGACGUUACAUUGGAGUGUGACGAAUUAGAUGUCGAUGAAGAUGGUGAAGCUUUUGAGAUAGAUUUCGAUGAUGAUGAUGAGGAGGAGGAGGAGGAGGAUUACGAUGAUGAAGAUUACGAUAAAGAUGAUGACGAUGACGAUUACGAUGAAGAUGAGGAUGAUGACGAUGAUGGACAGGACAAAAAAUUGACAUGGAAAGAAAAAAAGGCAAGGCGAAAGGCCAAGAAGCAGGCUCGUCUUGAGAAAAUGGAUAAUAAACCAAAAAUGAUUGAAGAAAAACGGAAGGUCAAAAUUGAAAAAUGGGAAAGCAAAGGAAAGCAAGAAAAGAUUCAACGUUUCAAGGAGAAAUGGGCCAAAAAAGACGUAGCACGAGGAAACAAAAUGGAAGAGAUGAAGGCGAGAAAAGUGGAAAAGAAACAGAAAAGAAAGGAAGCAAGAAAGGAAUGGAGACAGACGAAGAAACAAAUGACCCCGGAAGAACUUGAAACUUACAAGGCGGAGAAGAAAGCCAGAAAGUUAGAGAAGAAAGAAAUGAAGAAAGAAAUGAGAGAGGAUAAAAAGGAAAACAAGAAUGACAAGAAGACGGCGAAACUGGCAAACAAAUGGAGAGCGAAAAAAGAAAGAAAACAACAGCGUAAAUUGAUGAGACAAACUGAAGUUACCCAGAACUAGACUGAAAUUAUAAACUUUCUAUAUUCCAUUGGUUUUAUUACCAUUUUGUUUAUUCAUUCUAUUUUUGUUCACUUGGGUAUGUCCAAAUUCCAGUGUACUAUGACGUCAUACUCAAACUAACUUUCCGUCUGUCUUUAUUAUUGUGCUUGCUUUAUUUCUUACAUUCGUUUUUAAGUUAAGAUGUACAAAUAAGGGAGUUUUCUGUUUCGAUAAAGAUAUCCUAGUAUAUUACAGUUACUACAUGUAAUUAACAUAUUGAAAUGCGCUUUUGGUAACAAAACAGAUGUUAUGAACAAUUUGAAAUUAUUAUAAUGUGACAUAGUUGCCCAUUUUUUACUUCGUCAUAAUCAUUUUCACUGUCACGAUACCGUUGAUCGGUUUUCAUACUUCAUUUAUUCGUAAUUUUAAUUAAUUUUCUUCGUAUUUUACGUUAUGAACAUAUUAAAAUGAUAAUAAG